Molecule: messenger RNA, 1049 nt
Organism: Gamsiella multidivaricata
Lineage: Eukaryota; Fungi; Mortierellomycota; Mortierellomycetes; Mortierellales; Mortierellaceae
Product: FHA domaininteracting nucleolar phosphoprotein putat
Exons: 2
Coding region: 260-943 (227 amino acids)
Biological process (GO): maturation of LSU-rRNA from tricistronic rRNA transcript (SSU-rRNA, 5.8S rRNA, LSU-rRNA)
Cellular component (GO): nucleolus
Molecular function (GO): RNA binding
Source: RefSeq, a predicted model, not a curated record
GAAGGCUGUCAAUCAAAAGAAGGCUGUCGAUCAAAAGAAGGCUGUCGAUCAAAAGAAGGAGGAAGUUACCGAGAAGAAGAAGCCUGUGGAGAAGAAGGUCGUGGAGAAGAAGCCUGUAGAGAAGAAGGUCGUGGAGAAGAAGACGCCCGCGCCCAAGAAAACUCCCGCCGUACAAAAGUCCAAGGUUGUCGAGGCGCCAGUAGAGAAGCAGGAGGAGAGCGCAGGCGAGGAUGAGGACGGAGAGGACGAGGAGCAGCUGAUGGACGAUAAGACUUUGCUGAAGGAUAUCGACUCGAGCGCGGACGAGGAUAGCUCAGAUGAGGAAGAUCAAGAGGACAGGGCCGCGAUGAAGGAGGAUACAUUUGCGAGCAUGAAAGAUGAGAUUUCACUAAACCCCAAGGCUGCAGCAACACUCAGGAAAAAGCUCGGAGCCAUGGGACAGCCCAAGGACAAGGAUGCCACAGGAGUCGUUUACUUGGGUCGCAUCCCCCACGGAUUUUAUGAAGAUCAGAUGAAGGCCUACUUCUCUCAGUUCGGCACAGUUCUUCGCCUGCGCCUCUCCCGCAACAAGAAGACCGGAAAAUCCAAGCACUACGCCUUCAUUGAGUUUGCCUCUCAGGAGGUUGCCGAGAUCGUGGCCGACACCAUGAACAACUAUCUGCUCUUUGGUCAUCAAUUGAAGUGCAAGGCCCUCCAGCCAUCGCAGAUCCAUCCAGCCAUGUUCUUGGGAGCCAACAAGAAAUUCAAGGCAAUUCCCUGGCUUAAGAUCUCGAAGGAGAAACAUAAUGCGGAGAAGAACAACGUCCAGAUGAAGCAGAUCAAGAAGAAGCUUUUGAAAAACGAGGCCGCCAAGCGAGCCAAGCUCGCAGAGUUGGGUAUUGAGUACGAGUUCCCGGGAUAUAAGGCAUCGGUCCAGGAGAAGCCCAAACAUACCAAGUUUUAAGAGAAAGAAGAAGAGGAAGGGUUGUUUCUUUGCCUAAUAUACACAUGUCGUUAUUUCUUUUACCAUUGCAUCUUUUGUUCACAAUAAACCACCCACAAGCAUCCAC